This is a messenger RNA of Dromiciops gliroides (monito del monte), 2294 nucleotides long. RefSeq names its product UDP-glucose pyrophosphorylase 2 (gene UGP2). The transcript has 10 exons. The record is from RefSeq and is a predicted model, not a curated record. Gene Ontology annotation, cellular component: cytoplasm. Gene Ontology annotation, biological process: UDP-alpha-D-glucose metabolic process; glycogen metabolic process. Gene Ontology annotation, molecular function: UTP:glucose-1-phosphate uridylyltransferase activity. Bases 410 to 1936 code for a protein of 508 amino acids. Lineage: Eukaryota; Metazoa; Chordata; Mammalia; Microbiotheria; Microbiotheriidae.
GCAGAUCCGCCUCUUUCAUUGAUGAAAUUUAAAUCCGAGGGGUUUUACCUUUAACUCGGGUCUCCAGCUGGCUCUCCUUAGGACCGGAGCGCUCUGUCAGCCCGCACGGGGAAGAGCGGACUCCAUCCCCAAGACUCGUCUUUUUUUUUUUUUUUGGAAGUGGAAAAGGAGUAAUUCCUCCGGUGUACUUUCUUUCUUUCUUUCUUUUCUUUUUUCUUUUUUUUUAAGAGCUACUUUUUAUUGCUCUGAAUUAAUAUCCCUUCAAGUUGUCAACUGUGGGUGGAAGGAACACGUCGAGUUAAGCAGGAGAGGAAGAAAAACCUGCUCUAGAGUGUGACUUGUUGAAAAAAAUUUAUACAUAUAUAAUUACAUUUAUACUACAGAGUAUUUAUUUUAUUAAACCCCCAAAAUGUCGAUUUUUGUACAAGAUCUUAGCAAAGCAAUGUCUCAAGGUGGUACUUCCCAGUUCCAAGAAGUCAUCCGACAAGAGCUGGAAUUAUCAGUGAAGAAGGAACUUGAGAAAAUACUUUCAACUGCACCACAAAAUGAAUCUGAGCACACUAAAAAAGACCUUGAAGGAUUUCGGAAGUUAUUCCAUAGAUUUUUACAAGAAAAGGGACCUUCUGUGGAUUGGGGGAAAAUCCAGAGGCCUCCAGAGGAUUCGAUUCAGCCUUAUGAGAAGAUAAAGGCCAGAGGCUUACCUGAUAAUAUAUCAUCUGUCUUGAAUAAGUUGGUGGUGGUAAAACUCAAUGGUGGUUUAGGAACUAGCAUGGGCUGUAAAGGCCCCAAAAGUCUGAUUGGUGUGCGGAAUGAAAAUACCUUUUUGGAUCUGACAGUUCAGCAAAUUGAGCACUUGAACAAAACAUACAACACAGAUGUUCCUCUUGUUUUGAUGAACUCUUUUAACACUGAUGAAGAUACAAAAAAAAUACUUCAGAAGUACAGUCAUUGCCGUGUGAAAAUCUACACUUUUAAUCAAAGCAGGUACCCUAGAAUUAAUAAAGAAUCUUUACUGCCCGUAGCAAAGGAUGUGUCUUACUCAGGGGAAAAUACAGAAGCUUGGUAUCCUCCAGGUCAUGGUGACAUCUACGCUAGUUUCUACAAUUCUGGUUUGCUUGAUACUCUUAUAGGAGAGGGAAAGGAGUACAUUUUUGUGUCCAACAUAGAUAAUUUGGGUGCCACAGUGGAUCUCUAUAUUCUUAACCAUCUUAUGAAUCCACCCAAUGGAAAACGUUGCGAAUUUGUCAUGGAAGUCACAAACAAGACAAGGGCAGAUGUAAAGGGUGGUACCCUCACACAAUAUGAAGGCAAACUGAGGUUGGUAGAAAUUGCUCAAGUGCCAAAAGCCCAUGUUGAUGAAUUCAAGUCUGUAUCAAAAUUCAAAAUAUUUAACACCAACAACCUGUGGAUCUCUCUAGCAGCAGUCAAGAGACUGCAGGAGCAAAAUGCCAUUGAUAUGGAAAUCAUUGUCAAUCCAAAGACCUUGGAUGGAGGCCUAAAUGUUAUUCAGUUGGAGACUGCAGUUGGAGCUGCUAUUAAAAGUUUUGAGAAUUCUCUUGGCAUUAAUGUUCCCCGAAGCCGUUUUCUGCCUGUUAAAACUACGUCUGAUCUUCUACUUGUGAUGUCAAAUCUCUAUAGCCUUAAUGCAGGAUCCUUAACCAUGAGUGAAAAGCGAGAAUUUCCUACUGUGCCCUUGGUAAAAUUAGGAAGCUCUUUUACAAAGGUCCAGGAUUACCUAAGGAGGUUUGAAAGUAUACCAGAUAUGCUUGAACUGGAUCAUCUCACGGUGUCUGGAGAUGUGACAUUUGGCAAGAAUGUCUCAUUAAAGGGAACGGUAAUCAUCAUUGCAAACCAUGGUGACAGAAUUGAUAUCCCUCCUGGAGCUGUGUUAGAGAAUAAAAUUGUAUCUGGUAACCUUCGGAUCUUGGACCACUGAAGAAAAAAAUGCUCUAUAUACUUUAUUGAUUAUGAGCUAAAUUGUUUUUCAAAAAUGGAAUGUUCAAUAAGGUUUGGAAAUAGAGGCAGGUGCUUUUACCCACUAUUUCACUGUACCCUGAAGUAUUAAUUUUUAAAGUAGAGUUUUCUGCAGUAUGCUCUUAUUUAAAAGCACAGAUGGACAUUUGAAAGCAAUACUACUCCUCCUUUGAAGAAAUCUGUAUGUCAUUAACUUUAAGUGCAAUAUUGCUGCUCUUAAUGAGGGAAUGGCUCUGCUGGAAGAUCUUUUUAACAGAGGCCUGCCUGGCUGCGGUCAUUUUGAACUGCUUGUAAUUUAAAAAUAAAGCUGUGAAGCAAUA